Molecule: messenger RNA, 1277 nt
Organism: Ilex paraguariensis (yerba mate)
Lineage: Eukaryota; Viridiplantae; Streptophyta; Magnoliopsida; Aquifoliales; Aquifoliaceae
Source: the annotation of a GenBank genome assembly
GAAUCAAGGUAGCAACAAUGGCGACUACUCAACAGAGGGCACUGUCGACGAAGGAGGCCGACAUACAGAUGAUGUUGGCUGCCGAAGUCCACCUCGGCACCAAGAACUGCGACUUCCAGAUGGAGCGCUACGCCUUCAAGCGCCGCAAUGACGGAAUUUAUAUUAUCAACCUUGGAAAAACAUGGGAGAAACUUCAGAUGGCUGCUAGGGUUAUUGUGGCAAUUGAGAACCCACAUGACAUUAUUGUUCAGUCGGCAAGACCCUAUGGUCAGAGAGCCGUCUUAAAGUUUGCCCAAUACACUGGAGCUCAUGCGAUUGCUGGACGCCACACCCCAGGUACUUUCACUAAUCAGCUUCAGACUUCAUUCAGUGAGCCUCGUCUUCUCAUCCUCACUGAUCCAAGAACUGACCACCAGCCUAUUAAGGAAGGUGCACUUGGGAAUAUUCCAACUAUUGCUUUCUGUGACACAGACUCCCCAAUGCGAUAUGUCGACAUUGGUAUUCCUGCCAAUAACAAGGGGAAGCACAGCAUUGGUUGUCUGUUCUGGCUGUUAGCAAGGAUGGUCUUGCAGAUGCGUGGUGUCAUUGCCCAAGGGCAUAAGUGGGAUGUGAUGGUGGAUUUAUUUUUCUACAGGGAGCCUGAGGAGGCUAAAGAAGAACAAGAGGAGGAAGCACCAGUGGCCCAAGAAUAUGAGUAUUCUGCUUCAGCUAUUACUGGUAUUGCCGAUCAGUGGGUUAGUCAAAUCCCUGAUGCACAAUGGAACCCUGACAUAGCUCCACCUUCCAUUCCAGCUGUUGUUGCUGAUGCUGGUUGGACCCAGGAUGCUGCGGUGGGAGGUUCUGCUGAUGGAUGGGAUACCGUUGCAGCUCCUAUUCCUGGGCCCGAGAUUCCUGUUAUUCCUCCUCCUGCUGCAACAGGUUGGGGGGAGUAGAAAAAGGGCCCUUCUACGGGAAAAGUUGGAUGUAUUUCACUUGUCUUAAACCCAGCCUCAUCUCCAUUCUUUUCGAUUUCCUGAGCUUGGAAGGAUCAUGGAUGGUUGGAUUUCUAUAAUUUUGCGACAGUGAAUGGUGCUUUUCAACAAUGUUUAGUUUUAGAGAAUUUUGACUUUGGUAUUUAAAGCAAUUCUAUCUCUGUUACAAAUGAGAAUUUGUAUUUGAUUAAUAUGUUUUUUCUUCUCAUCUAUUUGAAUUCUUGCCAUUAAAUGGUUGCAAGAAAAAUGUGGAUGCAAUCAUCCUAAUUGGCAUUGAAAAAAAAAACACUCGGGAAUCCAUAAUUU